Molecule: messenger RNA, 1485 nt
Organism: Penicillium angulare
Lineage: Eukaryota; Fungi; Ascomycota; Eurotiomycetes; Eurotiales; Aspergillaceae
Product: NAD-dependent succinate-semialdehyde dehydrogenase
Exons: 5
Coding region: 1-1485 (494 amino acids)
Molecular function (GO): succinate-semialdehyde dehydrogenase (NAD+) activity
Source: RefSeq, a predicted model, not a curated record
AUGGGUUCCACGACUGUUUAUCACGAACAAGCUCUCAGCAAGCUUCAAGAUCGCUCCCUGUUCAUUACGGAGGCCUUCAUCGAUGGAAAAUGGACAGGCAAAGAGAAAACAUUCGACGUCUACGAGCCAUCGACAGGUGCAGUGCUGGGCCAAGUGGCCAACUGUGACCUGGAAGAUUUCCAACGAGCCAUUCAAAGCGCCGACGAGAUCCAACCCAUUUUUUUCUCCACGACAACGGGAGCCGCCCGAGGCGCUCUACUUCGCAAAUGGAAUGAUUUGAUUAUUGCGAACAAAGAAGAUGUGGCCACAAUUCUGUGCCUCGAGAACGGCAAGACAUAUGCUGAGGCUUUGGGUGAGGUUACAUAUGCCGCAAGUUUUAUUGCCUGGUUUGCCGAGGAAGCUACACGUGCCUACGGAAUGACUAUACCAUCAUCGACACCCCGAACCACAUUGAUGACGAUCCGCGAGCCCGUCGGAGUGUGUGGCAUUAUAACCCCAUGGAAUUUCCCUGCUGCCAUGAUUACACGCAAAGUUGCACCAGCACUUGCUGCCGGAUGCUCGGUCGUCAUCAAGCCACCAAGCGAAACACCGUACACUUGCUUGGCUCUGACCAAGCUAGCAGUACAGGCUGGCAUUCCUCCAGCUCUGAUCCAAGUGUGCCCGACCAAGAACCGUGAGGCUGCCACCGAACUUGCAACAAAUGCUCUCGUCCGCAAAAUCAGUUUCACUGGAUCAACCAACGUUGGAAAGAUGCUAGCCAAGCUUGCCGCUGGCACUUUGAAACGCGUCAGUAUGGAGCUUGGAGGCAAUGCACCUUUCAUCGUCUUUGACGAUGCCGACGUGGAUCUCGCGGUUGAAGGAGCGAUGUUCUGCAAAUUCCGUUGCUCUGGACAGACCUGCGUAUGUGCCAACAGAUUAUAUGUGCAAAAGGGCAUUGUAAAGGAGUUCACUGCAAAGCUUUGUGAAAAGGUGGCAGCCCUCAAGCCUGGACCUGGACUUGAUCCAUCCACUACCCAAGGACCACUUGUGAAUAAAGCGGCGGUAGACAAGGUCGCAGAACAUAUAACAGAUGCAAUUUCCAAGGGGGCAAGGGUGGAGACAGGUGGAAACAGUGUUUCAUCUCCAGGUUUCUUAUUCCAGCCCACCGUUAUUUCUGGUGUCCGACCGAACAUGAUUGUGAGCAAAGAGGAGACUUUCGGGCCUCUUGCGCCUAUAAUUGAGUUUGAGAGCGAAGAUGAAGUGAUUUCUCUGGCCAACGACACUGAGUUUGGCCUUGCCGGUUACUUCUUCUCCAAAGAUGUGAGUCGAGUAAUGCGCGUUUCUCAAAGGAUGCAAGUUGGCAUGGUUGGAGCCAAUACUGGAAAGAUCAGCGCCGCUGAAGCACCAUUUGGAGGAGUCAAAGAAAGUGGCUAUGGAAUAGAGGGCAGCGCUUUGGGUCUGUCAGAGUACCAGAACGUCAAGAGCAUUACUGUUGGAAAUUGGUGA